AAAAAAAAAAAAAAAAACUACUAUAAUGAAUAAGAUAAACGAACAAAUUAUUACUUUAGAUAACUUGGAUGAAAAAAUAGAUUCUAAACAUGAAUCUAUUUCAGAGUCAAGCAAUAAUCAAUCAAUUUCAGAUAUUAAUGAAGUAGUAGAUCAAAAAGAUAUACAGUUAUCUGAAAAUGAAGAUGGACUUCCUCCAGCCACAAAUGAGGAUGAAUAUGACGGGGGAUAUGGUUGGUUUAUUGUGCUUGGCGCUUUCCUUGUUCAAGUUACUACUUUCGGUACAUUCACUAGUUGGUAUGUUAAACUUAUUAAUAUUUAUACGUAUAUAAUAGAUGAUAAAUCUAUGAUCUAAUAUAUUUAUUUUUUCUUAGGGGUAAUAUAAUGUCAUAAUUUUAUGAUCUAUAGUUAAUUUACUUAAAUAUGUAUAUAAAUAUAUAUU
Messenger RNA from Cokeromyces recurvatus, 439 nucleotides. RefSeq lists its product as uncharacterized. The coding region runs from base 26 to 352 and encodes 108 amino acids. The transcript has 2 exons. The record is from RefSeq and is a predicted model, not a curated record. NCBI's taxonomy places the organism in Eukaryota, Fungi, Mucoromycota, Mucoromycetes, Mucorales, Mucoraceae.